Molecule: messenger RNA, 3438 nt
Organism: Hyaloperonospora brassicae
Lineage: Eukaryota; Oomycota; Peronosporomycetes; Peronosporales; Peronosporaceae
Source: the annotation of a GenBank genome assembly
AUGGAAGCCCUACUUGCCAACGCAGUGACGCUGCGCUCGUUCUUGGAGAGCGCUUCAGAGGAUGAUAGCAACUUGGAUCGAGCCGAUGUGCUCGAGCGAAACCUCUCGCGAGUGACUGACCGCGACGUCUCGUUUGCUCUGGACCACACUUUUCUCAUCCAGUCACUUCCGACGGGAGUGAAACCGUUUCCUCGAUCUCCAUGGCACUGCAACACGAACAUGGCACAUACGGAAUUAGUGCACCAGGUGGUCGAGCAGCUCGUUGUACGCAAACGGUUGAUACAUUGGGAACACGCAAACAUCCUGACGCUCGGGUAUCGCGAAGAAACGCCGAUGGCUUCAGGCCACCGUGUGACGCAAUCCAAUCGGAUCGUGUGCUACUACCCGAACACACUCGUGGCUGCGCUCAAACAGCCGCUUUGGGCUUCGCUGCAUAAACUCAUGGGAGACGAUCUCAUGAUGCACUUGCUGCUCUACUAUACCAUUUUGGUACAACUGGAAGAAUGGCCAAAGGUCUACGUGCAGCUCACGGGAAAAAGUCUGCGUCAGCAAAUGUGGCAUGCUGGAGAUGACGAUGCAAAGCGUACUGUGUCAAUUCAUGACGUCAUGUAUGCCCGCUAUUUCCGAAAGGACAGAGUAUUUGCGCGCUCGCACGUUCUGGCAAAAGCGCUCAAGAUGGGCAAUCCGAUCAGCCGGACUGAAGCGUCUCGAUUGCUUCGUUCAAUCUUCCCCGCCGUUGCAGGUCAAAAACGUUUACCGAAGCGGAUGAUUCGUUUGAUUCCGACGAUACAGACCAUGGUGUCAAGACUCCGAGCCUGUCCGAUCGAAGGGCUUGCAAAGAACCAUACGCCUCUGAACGCUGAGUUCCGCGAAUUUAUGGCUAACAAUCUACGCAUCAAGCGUAAAGUCGCAGAGAGAGCUGCCGGAGGGAAGGUAUGUGUGCAGCCCAUACUCUUUCCAAUUGUACAAAAAGCUCUGGAUGACGGAUACAUGAGUCAAAACGAGGCGGAGGUACCGAGCUCAGAUCGUAAACGGAAACGAAGAGAGCAGGCACUCGGCAUGCUGUCCCAUGUAUCAGUGGUUGCGCCACAGAAUGGAACCAGUAACUAUCCGUGCGACCGAAGCAAGCAGAAAAGCACUCACAGCGGCAGUGUAAAGAAGCGUCGCUCUCACGACCAGGCAGACCUGACGAAACUGCAACGACAUAAGGCGGACAUCAAUCGGUUGCUCGCGUGCACGACGCCCAAGCACAAAAUCUAUCGGCUGGUUUGUAAGUUCGUUGCUCGAGUCAUUCCAAAAGAAUUGUGGGGUAGCUGCGAUACGCAAAAGAACUGGAAGUGCGUGAAGAUGCUGCUGCACAAGCUCAUUUUUUCUCGAAAGUUCGAUACCUUCUCGCUUUCAAAGUGCUCCAACGAGUUCCAGGUGCACGGUGUAGAAUGGAUGAGAGUAAAAACGAGUACAACGUCUUGCCCGUUGAACGAACAAGUCAAGCGCAGGAAGCUCUUUGAGGACUUGCUACGGUGGGUAACGUCAGUGCUUGUCUUCCCAGUGUUGCGGAACAUGUUUUACGUUACAGAGACUGAAGGAUUGGCCAACGAAAUUGCGUAUUACCAGCGCCCGGUCUGGAAUGCAAUCAGUACGCUUGCUCUUGAUGACUUAGAAGGGGGAAUUCUGCAAUCUUCUGGUGCCCAAAUUUCUCCCUGCGACCAGAGUCACCGCUUGCUAGCAACUUCUCGACUAAGAUUGUUACCUAAGACUAGCGGGGUUCGACCGCUCAUGAAUUUGUCCAAAGCUGUUGAUCGGACCAAGUUCUCAGUAAACAGAUCUUUGGAAACCGUUCAUCGAGUGCUAGCAUUUGAGGUGGAGCGACAGCCCGAGCGACUUCUCGGAGCAUCUGUGCAGAAUACCGACGAGAUCUAUAAGCGCCUGAAACCACUAUUCGGUCAGAUAUCCUCCUGCCCUCGAUGCAGGGAGCGGCAACGUACUUCUCGGAAUGUGCCAAUGGCUUACUGCGUGACUGUGGACGUUGAACGCUGUUUCGAGACGAUCCGACCGCAAAAGAUGUAUCAGAUAUUGAAGAAGGCGAUGCGAGAAGAUGAAUACCUCAUUCGCAAGCAUUGGGUUGGCCGGCAAGUUGUCCCGACGCCAUCAGAUAUCGAUAUGGGCAAACUGUUACCACACUCAUCAUUUCAUUUCAAGCUGGAGCGUCCCGCGUACCCGUCUGGUGAAUUCCUCUGUUUCAACGAGCUUGUAGCGCGGUCUACGAAGAAGAACGCUGUCCUCGUGGAUGGUGUUCUUUAUGACUACCUCACGAAAACGCAAGCCCUUCAGUUGCUGAAAGACCAUUUGUUUGCGAACUCCGUCGAGAUCGAUGGACACGACUACGUUCAACAGUGUGGGAUUCCGCAAGGUUCUGUGCUCUCCACAAUUUUGUGUAACAUGUAUUACGCUCAUUUUGAGCGACGGGUGCUUCGCAAGCGUUUGCCAAAAGUAUACGAUCCGGCUAUCGUGUCUGUGUCCUGCUGUCGACACGAGAAACUGUUUCGUUAUACGGAUGACUUCAUGUUUAUCACGACAGACUUGAAGAGAGCACAAACGUUCUACGAGGUGAUGCAUGAAGGCAAUAAAGAGUACGGGUGCUUUGCGAAUCCAGCGAAAAGUCAAGCAAAUUUCGAGACCACUGCCGGAACGUAUCAGCCCAAGCAAUUUGCAUCGUCAGUACUGGAAGGGAGUAUAUCAUGGUGUGGCCUGUUGAUCGAUUUCAGCCAACUGCAGAUCUACGUCAACUAUGAAAAACUGAGCAGUUCACUGCUUUCAAGCUCGAUACCACUCAACGAGACAAAGGCGCCACGAGACUUCUUCGUGGGCAAAGUAGUUUCUUCGGUUCGUCAUCGAUGGCAUGCGCUCUAUUUUGAUGCCGAGUUGCUUUCGCAAGACACCAUCGACGUCAAUAUGUUCCAAAUGCUGAUGCUGGCAGCACACCGGUUCACAGUUCUCGUCGAGAUGUUACCGUUCGUGAACCGUGACAUGCGUUUCUUUCACGAAAGCAUCCAUCAAAUUUUGAGUAAGAUGACCAAGACCAUUCAUCGCAGCCUGGAGCCAGGUCCGGCUACGAAGAAAACGUCCAGAUCUUACGUGUUCCAGAAGCAUCAGGUCUGGGCAAUAGGUCUGUAUGCAUUUCAGCUCACUAUCCUUGCCAAGCGGGAUCAAGUCCAUGCAAAGCAUCGCCAAUGUCAGUGGGCAGGUUGGCACACGCUGCUAGAUGCCGUACGAACGGAGCAGGAGGAAUUCAUGCAGCUGGCGGAGAAAUGCCAAAGUACCGAGCGGCGCUCAACUCUCGAUCUCGAUUGGUUGUUGCAUGACCGCCGCAAUACGGCCGUGUUGAAACGGCUUCUGCAACUUGGUGUGAAUGGCUCGAGCGAUACACGUAGAAGUUGA